AUGAGUUGGAGGUCCCGUCGCCUGCUGCAAGAGCUGGCGAAUGUUCUGGUGAGCAGUAGCAGAGGGAUGAGGAAAUAUCCGUUUCCAGUGACGUUUGAAAAUGUUAGCUUUCCACCUGAUGGCUCUAUGAAACUUCCAAAAAUGCCUCCUGAACCUUUUUACGAUCCUGAGAAAGGAGAGAAAAAAUACAAAACGACGAAGCGGAUGAUAGAAGCUCGCGGUGUGGAGGAGGUACAUAAAGAGCUCGUACAUCAACAAUACGGUCUUGCUGCUAUUUCUGGUGGUUUUAUCUCGGCUGAAGAUUUUAAGUUUAUCCAGGAGAGGGUCAACAAAAAUUUACUGGAUAAACAGUUUGCUAUUUGGCGGGUGGAUCCUCCGUGGUUACCAAGGACCAAGAAAGCUCAAGGUACGCGCCUUGGUGGUGGAAAGGGAAGUAUACAACAUUACGUAACACCAGUGAAAGCAAAGCGAAUUAUCCUCGAAGUCGGAGGUCACAUCACGGAAAUAGAGGCAAAAUCAUUCCUGCUCUAUCUUUGCGAGAGGUUCUCAUUCCCUGUCGAAUUUGUGAGUGAGAAGAUUCUUGCCGAAAGGAGGGCCGCGGAAGAAGAAAUUGCUCAGCACAAUCAAAAUCCUUUCAACUGGGAACGGGUCAUAAAGUAUAAUAUGCAGAACUGCACUAGCUGGCUUUCACGUUACGAUAUAGAGUGGAAAGGACGGUAUCGAUAG
This is a messenger RNA of Cylicocyclus nassatus, 726 nucleotides long. The record is from the annotation of a GenBank genome assembly. NCBI's taxonomy places the organism in Eukaryota, Metazoa, Nematoda, Chromadorea, Rhabditida, Strongylidae.